GUGCAGAGGGAGACGGGGAGAAAGAACGAUGAGAGGGCGAGGGGGAGAGAAGAGCUGAAUAAAUCGGUUGAAAUCACAGUUUGAUUGGGGGGGGGGGGGUUUGUGAUCAGUGAAGACACCCAAGGGGGACCCAAGGGGACCCAAAAGGAGCCGGGACGCGCCUGGAGAAGAUGGCAGGAGAUGAUCCCAGAUAACUGAGGGAACCGGUGAAAAACUCUUCGUUUGUGGCUGAAAUCUUGUACAGAAAACAGCUCCACACUUUUCCAGUUGAUAAAUAAACCAUCAAAACACAAACAAUGGCAUCCUACACCGCUGCUCCAACACAAGAGGCGAGUAAUGGCGGCCCUCCAUCUGUGAAGUCUGAAGGCUCUCAAGAGUCCAUGAAGCUGAAGAAAGAGAUCUCCCUCCUGAACGGGGUGUGCCUGAUUGUGGGCAACAUGAUCGGCUCGGGGAUCUUCGUCUCACCCAAGGGCGUCCUCAUCCACAGCGCCUCCUACGGUCUCUCUCUGGUGGUGUGGACCGUUGGUGGGAUCUUCUCUGUGUUCGGGGCCCUGUGCUACGCCGAGCUGGGGACCACCAUCACCAAGUCGGGGGCCUCCUACGCGUACAUCCUGGAGGCCUUCGGGGGUUUCCUGGCCUUCAUCCGCCUGUGGACGUCGCUCCUGAUCAUCGAGCCGACAAGCCAGGCCAUCAUAGCCAUCACGUUCUCCAACUACAUGGUGCAGCCCGUUUUCCCCACCUGCAUAGCUCCGUAUUUGGCCAACAGGCUGCUGGCUGCUGCCUGUAUAUGUUUGCUGACCUUUGUGAAUUGUGCCUACGUGAAGUGGGGCACCAGGGUCCAGGACUUCUUUACCUAUGCCAAAGUCAUUGCUCUCAUUGCUGUCAUCAUCACUGGCCUGGUGAAGAUCGGACAAGGUCACACUCAGAAUUUCGAGGGCCUUUUCGAUGGCUCAUCUCAGGACCCAGGGCACAUUGCGCUGGCUCUGUACUCGGCUCUGUUCUCAUACUCUGGAUGGGACACCCUCAACUUUGUCACAGAGGAGAUCAAAAACCCAGAGAGGAACCUGCCACUGGCUAUUGCUAUUUCCAUGCCCAUAGUGACUGUGAUCUACAUUCUGACCAACGUUGCUUACUACACCAUCCUCCCCAUCAAUGCAAUCUUAGACAGUGAUGCUGUAGCUGUGACAUUUGCAGACCAGGUGUUUGGCGUGAUGAACUGGACUAUUCCCUUCGCUGUGGCUCUUUCCUGCUUUGGAGGACUCAACGCCUCCAUCCUGGCCUCCUCCAGGCUUUUCUUCGUGGGCUCCAGAGAGGGCCACCUGCCCGACUGCCUGUGCAUGAUCCAUGUCCAACGCUACACUCCCAUCCCUGCCCUGCUCUUCAACGGCGUCAUGGCUUUGAUAUACCUGUGUGUAGAAGACGUCUUCAGGUUGAUAAACUACUACAGCUUCAGCUACUGGUUCUUUGUGGGUCUGUCCAUUUUGGGGCAACUGUAUCUGCGCUGGAAGCAGCCGGACAGAAAGAGACCCCUAAAGCUCAGUCUCUUCUACCCCAUCAUUUUCUGUCUCCUCACCAUUUUCCUGGUGGUCGUGCCGCUCUACAGCGACACCAUCAACUCCCUGAUCGGCAUCGGCAUCGCCCUCUCAGGGGUGCCCGUUUACUUCCUGUGCUGCUACACUCCAGCCAGUAAGAGGCCACUGUCUCUACGGCGCUUCAUUGCUAAAUGUGGCGUGCUCAUCCAGAAGGUGUGCUACUCUGUUGUGACUGAAAUGGAUAAUGACAAGGCAGAGUAGAGAGGUUUGGUUUUUAACACCCUGCCGGACACUGACGACGCACAAACAUAAGAGGCUCAACCUGAACUCUUCUCGGCCACUCGCUGCCACCACACGGGCCUCGAUGGACGAACUCUUGGGCUUGAGCUGGACCCGGCUCUCUGACCUGUCAAUCAUCACCGGGUGAUAAUGUUAAUGUAUGUUGGCGCCUGGGUUCUUGAUGGCAAGACUUCACUCUAGCUGACUGUGACUUCAGAGAGAACAUUUUAAUGCACUCCUGAAGAAAUCAACUCCUGUUUCUAUUACAGAACAGUAGAGAAUUAUUUAAUUGAUAUGUCAAGACAAGUGUUUUGUGUGAAAUUAUAUGCAUGUAAUAGUCUUUUGAUCAUUCUGGAAAGUGGCAAAUUAAUAUGGUUAAAUUGUUUAAGUGGACAGGAGAACAUCCUUGAAACUGAAAGCACUGCUGACCACAGACACAGCCCUGGUAUUAUCGUCAUUUGCAAAAAGAAAAAGGAACAGUAAAAGAGAUCGGAGUACGCAACUCCACGUUUACUGUGGAGGAAAAAGUCCAUAUAAAGUUUUAUACUGUCAUCUGUGAGGUGUAGUGGAGUAAAGGGCUAUUUUUACACAGUGUAA
This is a messenger RNA of Xiphias gladius (swordfish), 2408 nucleotides long. RefSeq names its product solute carrier family 7 member 7 (gene slc7a7). NCBI's taxonomy places the organism in Eukaryota, Metazoa, Chordata, Actinopteri, Istiophoriformes, Xiphiidae. Gene Ontology annotation, molecular function: basic amino acid transmembrane transporter activity; L-amino acid transmembrane transporter activity. The coding region runs from base 297 to 1793 and encodes 498 amino acids. The record is from RefSeq and is a predicted model, not a curated record. Gene Ontology annotation, biological process: amino acid transmembrane transport. Gene Ontology annotation, cellular component: membrane. The transcript is spliced from 10 exons.